Messenger RNA from Solea senegalensis (Senegalese sole), 3345 nucleotides. RefSeq lists its product as uncharacterized. The transcript is spliced from 18 exons. NCBI's taxonomy places the organism in Eukaryota, Metazoa, Chordata, Actinopteri, Pleuronectiformes, Soleidae. Gene Ontology annotation, molecular function: heme binding; iron ion binding; oxidoreductase activity, acting on paired donors, with incorporation or reduction of molecular oxygen, reduced flavin or flavoprotein as one donor, and incorporation of one atom of oxygen. Gene Ontology annotation, biological process: xenobiotic metabolic process. The record is from RefSeq and is a predicted model, not a curated record. Gene Ontology annotation, cellular component: intracellular membrane-bounded organelle; cytoplasm. The coding region runs from base 151 to 3207 and encodes 1018 amino acids.
CACCUCUGUACAGACAAGGAGUUGUUUUUUUCUCUUUUUGUGGGCAGGUAUUCAUGAUAAAAGAGUGAACUCAGGACUUUAUACAACCACAUGUGCUGAAGUGAGGAGAAAAGCUCACACCGUCCUGUUGUUUGGCUCAACUCUUUAACCAUGUGGCUUCAAAAUCUUCUGUUGAGUAUCGACUUCACGGGGCUGCUCCUGUUUGUUUUUCUUUUUCUUCUGGUAGCAGAUUUCCUCAAACACAGGAAUCCACCAAAUUUUCCUCCAGGGCCACUGGGUCUGCCCAUUGUGGGGAGCAUCUUCAGUGUGGACAGUAAACAUCCAUACAUGUAUUUCAACAAGCUCACCGAUGUUUAUGGGAAUGUGUUCAGUGUCCGCCUCGGCAGGGACAAGAUGGUGUUUUUGACCGGGUACAAGAUGGUCAAAGAAGCCCUAGUGACGCAAGCCGAGAACUUUGUGGAUCGACCAUUCAGUCCAAUGUCUGACAGGUUUUACUCAGGCACAGGUGGUCUAUUUAUGAGUAAUGGUGAACAAUGGAAGAAACAGCGGCGUUUCGCCUUGUCUACCUUACGCACAUUUGGCCUGGGCAAAAGUGUCAUGGAACAGAGUAUCUGUGAGGAGACCCGAUACCUGCUGGAGGUGAUGGAAAAGGAGAAAGGUGGACCUUUCAGCACAGCAGUCCUCUUCAACAACGCUGUGUCUAACAUCAUUUGUCAGAUGGUGAUGGGGAAACGCUUUGACUACAGCAAUCACAACUUCCAGACUAUGCUGAAGUAUUUGUCUGAGGUUCUGAUGCUGGAGGGCUCUGUGUGGGGUUUGCUGUAUGAGUCGUUCCCUGGCGUGAUGAAGCACUUGCCAGGUCGCCACAACACAAUGUUCUCCAACUUUAACAUCCUUAAAGACUUCCUCGGUGAGGAAGUCGAGAGGCACAAGAAGGACCUGGACCACAAUAAUCCUCGGGACUACAUUGAUGCUUUCCUCAUCGAAAUGGAGAAUCACAACAAGUCUGACCUGGGCUUCAGUGAGUCCAAUCUGAUCUUGUGCUCUCUGGAUUUGUUCCUGGCUGGAACAGAAACAACCUCCACCACUUUGCAGUGGGCUUUGGUUUACCUCAUCAACCACCCUGAUGUCCAGGAAAAGGCCCAGGCAGAGAUUGACAGAGUGAUUGGACAGACCCGUCAGCCCAGUAUGGCUGACAGACCCAACUUGCCCUACACUGAUGCUGUUAUCCAUGAGAUCCAGAGGAUGGGAAACAUUGUUCCUCAGAAUGGACUCAGAAUGGCUGCCAAGGACACAACACUGGGCGGUUACUUCAUACCAAAGGGUACAUCCGUAAUGCCCAUGCUGACCUCUGUGCUGUUUGACAAGAAUGAAUGGGAAACUCCAGACGCCUUCAAUCCUGGACACUUCCUCGAUGCUGAGGGAAAGUUUGUGAGGAAAGAAGCUCACCUUCCUUUCUCUACAGGGAAACGUGUUUGUCUUGGAGAAGGCCUGGCCAAGAUGGAGCUCUUCCUAUUUUUGGUAGCUUUACUCCAGAAGUUCUCCUUCUCUGCUCCUGAUGGAGUAGAGCUGAAUGCAGAGGGAGUCACUGGAGUGACACGAGUGCCACAUCCCUUCAAGGUUCAUGCUAGAGUUCGCGAUCCACCUAACUUUCCUCCUGGACCACCAGCUCUCCCUCUUUUAGGAAACAUCUUCAGCAUUGAAGUUAAGCAACCUCACAUCUACCUGUCCAAGCUUGCUGAUGUUUACGGGAAUGUGUUCUGCAUACGUCUGGGAAGACACAAAACAGUGUUUGUGUCAGGGUGGAAGAUGGUGAAGGAAGCCCUGGUGACACAAGCUGACAACUUUGCAGAUCGGCCUUUCAGCCCAAUGGUGGACAGAAUUUAUCGUGGGAACUCGGCGGGUCUGUUCUUCAGUAAUGGGACGGUGUGGAGGAGGCAGCGCCGCUUUGCCAUGGCCAUGUUACGCACAUUUGGUCUGAGCCGCACAGAGCAGAGCAUCUGUGAGGAGAGCCGACAUCUGCACGAGGCAAUGAAGGGGGAGAAAGGGUGUAGAAGCCAAAAUAUCCCUGUCUUAAUUUCUCUGAUGGGGCAACAAGACCCUCAUGUGGAGGAUAAGGCAGUAGAAGAUGGGUGUGACGUGCUUCUUGGCUGCAUGUCUUUGACUGUGGAUGUGACAGCCCCACAAUGCGCUCAGACUAAACACUAUUCUAUUCUUCUCUCAGGUGAGCCAUUUGACCCAGUGCCCCUCCUAAACAGCGCUGUGGCAAACAUCAUCUGCCAGAUAGUGAUCGGGAGACGGCUUGACUACAGGGAUCCUAACUUUCAGAGGCUGCUGCAGAAUCUGACUGAGAUGGCAUAUUUGGAAGGCUCCAUAUGGGCUCUACUCUAUGAAGCAUUUCCAGACCUGAUGAGACGUCUGCCGGGGCCGCACAACAACAUCUUCAGCAACUUGAAAUCUGUGGAGACAUUUAUCAGGAGAGAGAUAGAAGAGCACAAGCUAGAUCUGGACCCGAGCAACCCACGAGAUUACAUCGACUCCUUCCUGGCGGAGGAGAACCACAACAGGGGCAGUGAGCAGGGCUUUGAGGAAGCAAACCUGGUUCUGUGUUGUCUGGAUCUGUUCCUCGCUGGCACUGAAACCACGUCUAAGACUCUGCAGUGGGGCCUAAUCUACCUAAUCAAGAACCCUCAUAUCCAAGACGACGUCCAGGCAGAGAUCGACAGAGUGAUCGGACAGACUCGUCAGCCCACGAUGGCUGACAGACCCAACAUGUCCUACACUGAUGCUGUGAUCCAUGAGAUCCAGAGGAUGGGAAACAUUGUUCCUCUGAAUGGACCAAGAGUGGCCGCCAAAGACACAACACUGGGCAGUUACUUCAUACCAAAGGGAACCUCAGUGAUGCCCAACCUGACGUCUGUGCUCUUUGACAAGACUGAGUGGGAAACUCCAGACACCUUCAACCCCAAACACUUCCUGGACGCUGGGGGAAGGUUUGUCAGGAGGGAGGCAUUUGCACCUUUCUCUGCAGGAAAACGUGCAUGUCUGGGAGAAGGCCUGGCCAGAAUGGAGCUGUUCUUGUUCUUUGCCAGUUUGUUACAGAGGUUCUGUUUCUCCACUGUGGAUGGAGUUGAGCUGAGGACAGAGGGCAUCACUGGAGCCACACGCACACCAUAUCCCUUUAAGAUCCACGCCAAGGCCCGCUGAACACUCACCGCCCUCCUCCUGCAGCCCAAGCCAGAAAUACACUAUAUACCAUUCUAUGUUUAGCUAGGUGUCACUCAAAGGCAUGCAUGACACUGUGCAAAAUGUGUGUGAAACACUGAUGAUGGAGUGGAUGCAUCU